Messenger RNA from Drosophila suzukii, 3779 nucleotides. RefSeq names its product cGMP-dependent protein kinase 1. NCBI's taxonomy places the organism in Eukaryota, Metazoa, Arthropoda, Insecta, Diptera, Drosophilidae. The record is from RefSeq and is a predicted model, not a curated record. Gene Ontology annotation, molecular function: cGMP-dependent protein kinase activity; ATP binding. Gene Ontology annotation, biological process: protein phosphorylation.
UUAAAUUAGUCGAGUUAUCAGCCUCCACGGCGGCAGGUGUGCGGAAGGUUUUCGGAUCGGAUCGGUAGUGCUCUCUAUAUGUGGAGUACCCCAGUACUCGUACUCGUACCCCCCUGAUUCAGCCUAUGAAUGGCCCUCGUGGAGCGGAAGUGGUUACGUGCGAAGGUGUAAAAUGACCCGUUCGGCUUGGGAUUUGCAGUUUUUUAGGAAGUGAAAAGCCACGAAUGUAUUUCCCUCGAUUAUAAUACGGUCAUUUUCGGUCUUGACAUGCCCGCUAUGCGUGUCCCGCACUCAAGUGCCCCAUCACAAUCGAAGCAUACAUAAUCCGCGACAAUUGCAACCGAACACAACCAAUUUAUAGCCGCAAUUAAAUCCUUGACCAUAAAUCAGGGAAUAUGGCCGGGGUAAUCAAAGUGUUUAACCCACAAGCAGCAACCGCAGCAACCGAUUUGAGAUAAAAGAGCCAGCGAAUAGCCACGGCUAAUAAAAGAGUAGCCAGAUACAGAUACAGAUACAUUAGCCCGAUCCGAACCAACGACAAUAUGGCCUGCUUUCCCCGACUUUUCCAUCAUCGCAGCAAAAACAAAUUCACCCCCGCCCAAGAUGAGAACACCGAUACGAUACUCAACACACAAGAUAGUCCCGUGCAAAUUGGUCUGUACAUUCGUCGCGAGGAGAAGCCACUGUACUCGCCCAUAGUCACUCCAAGUGCCAGUGAGGCCAAACUUCAAAGGCUGAGACAGCAGUCGCCCGGCUCUCCCCCCUCCCACCUGCAGUCGGUGGCCGAAAAUGGAGGGGCAAACAAUGGCAACCUGGAGCGCAAGUUCCGCUCCAACAAGGACAAACUGCAGGAGUCGUCCUCGCUGGGCGGCAGUGCAAUUAAUGUCAUACGCUCAAGUUCGAAAUUAAAACCAGUCAAAGAGCGACGGGCCACCGCCCUGCCCUCCGAGGUGCCCAGCAUUGAGGUGGAGGAGGUGCAGCAGGAUCGGGAUGGGCAGGAGGAUCGGGAGGAGGAGGAGGAGCCGGCUGCUAAUGCACAUGCCAUCGAUGUCCUCGUUGGCGGCAAGUCAAAACUCAAAGUGAAUGUGAAUGGCAUAAUUGAUGAGGGCGUUGCCGAUGAGGAUGUCGCCACAGCCACAGCCACACCCUCACCCACACCCUCGCCCACAACACCUGUGCCCCGUGAGGGUCCUGUAAAGUUUUUCAUUGGUCACACGCAGGAACUAAGCGACCGGCAGACGGAUGACACCUUGUCCUGGCAGAGCAGCGAUGCCAAUAACAACAACAGCAGUGGCAGUGGAAGUGGUAGUAGUAGUCCUGCCGCCAUUAACGGCCAGCUGACAAAUGGCGUCCUGCCGCAGGACCAAAAGGAGCCGCCCCGCGCCAAGAGCUCCGGCAGCCUGUCACUCAAUUAUCUGGCCAAGAGCCAGAGCCAAAACCAGCUCCAGAUCCCGCCGCAGCCGGACAACCAGCGCCGCCGACGUGUGUCCACCAUGCCCGAUAUUAACAUACCGCCGGCACCGCCGCUGCCCCCGGAACUCCUCGUACCCGGAACGCCCCUCCACUUGAGGAAGAAGCGGAGCGUGGAGCGCUCGCAGGACCUCCUGCAGGAUGCUUCGAACAGUCGGGAUGAAAUAGCAAAACCGGAGGAGGGCGGCGAGACUCAGAAAACCAGCGAUUCCCCAACUCCAAAGACCCAUCGCGUGGAAGGUGGCCUCAUCUAUGUCCGUCCCAAUUUCCCCAUUCAGGGCGACAUUGAAAUCGAAUUUAUUGCAAAGGACGAAGCCACACGCAAUCUCAUACGAACGGCCAUUGAGCGCAAUGAUUUCCUCAAUAAUCUAAUGGACAAGGAGCGCAAAGAGAUGGUUAUCAAUGCAAUGGCGCCGGCCAGCUACAAGAAGCACAGCCUCAUCAUCCACGAGCACGAGGAGGGCUCCGAGAUAUAUGUGUCCGCCGAGGGGCAGUACGAUGUCAUCCGUGGGGGCCAGCUGGUGGCCAACUUCGGACCGGCCACCGUCUUUGGCGAACUGGCCAUCCUCUACAACGCCCCUCGACAGGCCACCAUACAGGCUGCCACCGAUGCACGCGUUUGGAAAAUCACACGCGAAACCUUCCGGGCUAUCAUGCAAAUCUCUGGCUCCAGGGAGCGCGAGGAGAACCUUCAGUUCCUGCGGUCGGCACCGUUUUUACAGGAAUUCGACCAGAGUCUGCUGCUCAAAGUCGUAGAUCUCCUGCAAAGGAAAUUCUACGAGACCGACAGCUGUAUAGUGCGCGAAGGCGAGGUGGGCAACGAGUUCUAUAUCAUACGGUGCGGAACCGUGACCAUAAAGAAGCGGGAUGAGCAGCAGCAGGAGCAGAUUGUGGCCAAGCGGAAGCGGGGGGACUACUUCGGGGAGCAGGCCCUAUUGAACGCGGACGUUCGACAGGCCAGUGUUUAUGCCGAUGCUCCGGGCACCGAGGUCCUCAUGCUGGACAGAGAAGCUUUCAUAAGCUAUUUGGGAACCAUCAAACAGCUGCGCGAGAAGCCCAGCAGCCAGCGUAGCGAUACGAGCGGUCGAUCUAGUAACAAGUCCCUGGAAUUCGACAACGAAUACUCCCAGGUGGCCAUAUCGGAACUCAAGAAGAUAGCCACUCUGGGCUGCGGAGCCUUUGGCCGCGUGGAUCUGGUGGCUCUCGGCCAGCAGGCUUUGGCCUUGAAGAUCAUAAAGAAAAUCGAGGUGGUCAAACAAGAUCAAAUAGAGCACGUUUACAACGAGAAGAACGUAAUGAUUAAGUGCCGCCAUUCGCCCUUCAUAGUACAACUCUACCGCACGUACCGCAAUGACAAAUACGUUUACUUCCUAAUGGAGGCGUGCAUGGGCGGUGAUGUAUGGACGGUGAUGUCAAAGCGCCAGUAUUUCGAUGAGAAGACCGCUAAAUUUAUAGCGGGCUGUGUCGUCGAGGCCUUCGAUUACUUGCACUCGCACAACUUUAUUUACAGAGACUUGAAACCAGAGAACCUGAUGCUGGGCACGGAUGGCUACUGUAAAUUGGUUGAUUUUGGGUUUGCCAAGUUUGUGCGGCACAAUGAGAAGACCAAUACAUUCGCCGGAACUCCCGAAUAUGUAGCCCCCGAGAUUAUUCUGGAUCGUGGACACGAUCGAGCCGUGGACUACUGGGCAUUGGGAAUUCUAGUGUACGAACUGCUAGUGGGUAAAACCCCCUUCAGGGGCGUUAAUCAGAUCAAGAUCUAUCAGCAAAUCCUCAGUGGCAUCGACGUUAUCCACAUGCCAUCGCGAAUACCCAAAUCCGCCCAGCAUUUGGUGCGGCAUCUCUGCAAGCAACUUCCGGCUGAAAGACUGGGAUACCAACGCAAGGGAAUCGCCGAUAUCAAGCGGCACAGCUGGUUCGAAAGUCUGGAUUGGCAGCGACUGAAACUCAAGCAAUUGCCCUCCCCCAUCAAGAGACCCCUGAAAAGUUGGACGGACCUGCAAUAUUUCGGGCCAUCGGGUGUGGAAAACGACUACGAACCACCGGAGGAAUUGAGCGGUUGGGAUAAAGACUUUUAAAGCUGAGCAGUAAAUUAUGUACAAUUUCGGAUAUUAGUUUAAAGAUUUCUUUUGUAAUUUUGGGUAUUACCCGCGUAGCAGCCAUAACAACCUCGUAUUAAUUACUAGCUUCGAAACUAAGUCCUAUUAACCAUUUGUUACAUAUUUUAUUCUAAUGCUAAGAGCUGUAGUUGUAAGAUGUAAAGUACACUUUAAAUUGACUAAAUUAAACAUGAACAAUUAUAUCACCAA